UGAAGUGCGUUUCGAGUGAUUAGUCUUCAUUAAACUGUUGAAGGAUCGCCUAUCCGUCGGCCAUUACUCAUUCACUUCAUCUAAUCUAAUCUUAAUGAGUUUUUAUCCUUAAUUUCAGUGGCGAAGUGGUAAAUUGCGAUAAGUCGAGUUUAAAAAAUGUCUUAAUUACCGUUUUAUCUCGAAAAUUAUCGAUUUCAGGUGAAAACGCCAAAGAAAUUUUUUGUAGCGAAUUACAUUUCCGACAAAAAAAGUCCUGCAGUGUUCACUCGUAGAAUCAAUAGUUUUAUGGAUUAUUCGAUAUUUAUUAAAAUAUAAAAAUUUGAAAACGAAAUAAUCGGAAGAAUUAUUAUUAUAUUAAUGUUUAUUGACUUGUUCAUCGAAUCCUCGUCGAUCCGUCAUCCUUGAAAUGUACUAUGGAAAGAGGGGAAUGGGGGGCGGCGGAGGGCUACAAGCCACGGAACUCCGGCGACAGUACCUGGUGCCAUCAAAAACCGAUGAAUACGAGGAAUCAUCAAUAAAGGAUAAUGGAGAUAUCGGGGAUAAUGAUGCCUAUCAAGGGGCAGCAGUCGGUAUUGCAUCCGGCCAGCCGACUUGUAUUGCUCGAAUUAGUGGACGUGACAGACGUAGAACGUCCGAUAUUAAGGACAAUACGUGGUCACAAUUACUUGAGGAGAAACUUGAAGACGGAAGGAGACGACGAAGACGACGCGGAAGACGACGGGGGCGGAGUUGUGAGCCAAUUAAACUUGAAAUCAGUGGUACGAUGAGAGAGGGCAAAGGUAAUGGCGAGUGGCAGGAGGUGAAUGAUAAUUUUCAAGUUGCUACGGAGAAGACUAGGAGAAUUGAUAAGGACAGCUCCAAGGGACUUAGACAAAUGACGGAAAUGGCUGUUGGUACAUUGCUACUUGGUGUUGUCCUCCUCGUUACACCAGGUCUUUGUCACCAGGACGCAGUCCACAUAACUGCGAUACUUGGUGAAAGUGUGGUCUUCAAUUGUCACGUUGAGUUUCCUGGUGAGCAUCCAGUGCCCUACGUUCUCCAAUGGGAGAAGAAGGUAGGCGACACGGAGAUACCUAUAUACAUAUGGUACGAGUCGUAUCCAACACAUAGUGGAGAAGGAUAUGAAGGGCGUGUGUCCAGGGUGAGCCCUAAUUCACCUUAUGGAUCGGCAAGUCUCAAUCUAACGAAUAUACGAGAGAGUGAUCAAGGAUGGUACGAGUGCAAAGUCGUAUUUCUAAAUCGAUCACCCAACAGCCCAAAAAAUGGCACGUGGUUUCAUCUGGAUGUUCAUGCUCCACCGAGAUUCACCAUGACCCCGGAGGAGAUGAUCUACGUGAAUCUGGGUGAUGCUAUCAUUCUCAAUUGUCAGGCUGAGGGUACACCCACACCUGAAAUAGUAUGGUACAAAGAUGCCAAUCCUGUAGCAACAUCCAAUACCAUCGGUAUAUUCAACGAGGGUACUGAACUCAGGAUCUCGUCAAUCAAGACCGAGGACAUUGGUGACUACACAUGCAUUGCAAGAAAUGGAGAGGGCCAGAUCAGCCACACCACCAGAGUUGUCAUUGCCGGUGGAGCAGUCAUCAUGGUUGCGCCGACCAAUCAGACUAAACUCGAGGGUGAAAAGGCGCAAUUUCCCUGCGAAGCUAAAGCAUUACCUGGUAAUGUGACGGUACGGUGGUUUCGCGAGGGUGCGCCAGUGACCGAGGUCUCUGAACUCGACACAAGAGUGUCCAUCCGGAAAGAUGGUAGCCUCGUAAUUAAUCCAGUGAGUGCAGACGACACUGGUCAAUACCUGUGCGAGGUCACUAAUGGUAUUGGCGAGCCCCAGAGUGCAAGCGCCUAUCUCAACGUCGAGUACCCAGCAAAAGUGACAUUCACACCGACAGUCCAGUACCUGCCAUUUCGAUUGGCGGGUGUAGUUCAGUGCUACAUAAAAGCCAAUCCUCCCCUCCAAUACGUAACCUGGACCAAGGACAAGCGUCUCCUGGAGCCUUAUCAGACCAAGGACAUCGUGAUAAUGAACAAUGGCUCCCUUCUGUUUACCCGUGUAAACGAGAAUCACCAGGGAAAAUACACAUGUACACCGUACAAUGCCCACGGUACUCAGGGUGGUUCAGGACCAAUGGACGUACUUGUUAGAAAUCCACCGAUAUUUACUAUUGAGCCCGAGCCAAUGUACCAACGUAAAAUCGGUGAAACAGUGGAAAUGGCUUGUGAUGCACAGGAAGCUGAGGGCACCCAGAAACCGGCAAUUCAGUGGCAAAGGAGAAAUGGUGCACCCCUCGAGCGCAAUCGGGGAAAAAUUAUCGGUGGAAAUCUAACCAUUGAUAGCCUUAAACGAACAGACUUUGGUUAUUAUCAGUGUGUUGCCUCAAAUGAGGUAGCAACUAUUGUAUCAGCAACUCAAUUGAUUGUUGAAGGCUCACAACCGCAUGCGCCUUACAAUGUUACUGGUUCAGCAACACAAUUCACCGUUACCCUACAUUGGUUUCCGGGCUAUUCUGGUGGUCCAGAUUACAAACAAGAUUAUACUAUUUGGUACAGGAGGGCUGGUGUUACUGAGUGGACAACAAUACCGGUUACACCCUCCGGCAGGACAUCGGUUACUAUCAAUAAUCUAGCCCCUGGUACUCUCUACGAAUUUCAGGUCGUCGGAAAAAAUGCGAUUAGUGGUGGAAUGCUGAGUGCUGUAACGACAAUUAGAACGUUGGAGGCCGGUGUCAAUCCCCCCAACACGACACCUGCUACCGGGGGAGUUGCUUCAGAGAAUACCGGCCCCAAGCCAGGAUUCCCAAGGAAUCUCACCGUCACUGAGAUCAGUAAUGGGUUUUUGAUCACCUGGCAGCAUCCACUGGAGAGAGUGCAUCUUGUUCAGUACUACGAGAUUUAUUACAAAACUGAUGGGCCUUGGAAACCACUUAACAAGGGACAAAUUCGCUCCGAGGAGUCUAGUUAUCUGGUGAAAAAUUUAGUCGGUGGAAGAACCUAUUACUUCAAAGUUCGCGCUCACUCGGCAACGAAUUUUGUUGAGGGCGAAGUAACGAGAUUUCCAGUGCCGGCACGAGUCAAACACAAAGCUAUCACUGCCGGUGUCGUGGGUGGAAUAUUGUUCUUCAUUGUUGCUAUUAUCCUCAGCAUAUGUGCAGUGAAAAUAUGCAAUAAACGAAAGCGACGAAAACAAGAGAAAGAACUACUUUCAGCGUAUAACAUGGUAGCCUGCAGAGUCACUGACGCCCGCAACGGGGCUGGACAGGGGCCGCAGGGAACAGUGCCUUUGAAAAAAUCUAGAAAAAGCCGAGUACCAGGUUUAACCCUUCUCCGAGAGAUCCUGAACCCAGACAGCCCCGACUCCUGCAGAUGUCGCCCACUUGGUAAAAUAUCCCGAGCAGCUGACGGUCGUUUUGUGAUCGCCGAUUCACUAAUGAGUUCCGCCAACAACAGCAUAAUGGACGCCUCCAGCUCGGACGACGGUGGCUUUCUCCCCAAGAAAAGCCGUCUCAAGUCCUCGUGGCGGCGUCCCCUGGUCGGCACAAGUCAGCUGAGCCUGCGUUCAGACAACAGCGGUGUCUCCCUGGGUAUUCCAAACCGAGCGAUGGGAUACCUGAGCAAUCACCUCAGCAACCUGAUCAAUCCCCUGGGAAAGCAGUCGAAAAUCUGCGCAAUCGCAUCACCAGGUUUUCUCGCGAGUUCACCGAACAGCGGUCAAAUCAUCUGGACGACAAAUCCCUCCCUCUACCUGACGGAUCUCAGCUCAGUGCGUCAGCCGUCAUCAGUUGAGCGUUCAUUUCCAACGAAUGAGCUGACGCCGGACUAUCAUCACCUCCAGCUGAAGAGUGUUCACCAGCGUUACAGCCAGGAGCUCCCCUCGCUCAAAGCAAUUCACGCUGAGUCAAGACGAUUUGUCCCAGUGCAGCCACUCGCUACUUCAUCGCCACCACAACCCGGUGGUAUACGGCCCCGAGCAAGAUUGCCCCCGAGACACGCAAGACACGCCCGCUCAGCUCCAGAACUAGCUGCAUCCCCUGAUCUUCACAUGACGGAAACCUCACCAGAGAGUAGAUCGAGUUCUUCAGGAUUCGGCAGCAAGAACACCAGUCAAACGCAGAAUCAGAGCUCGAGAAGUGGCAGUACUGUUGCUGAAUGGCGUCCUCCACCUUACAGACCACCACCUCCACCACUUCUUGGACGGUGGCUGGAGCUUCAGGAUCACCAGCAGAUACCCGUCAAGUUACCUCACAAUCAUGCACACAUUGCCGUCGAUGUCGGCAGUGUUGAUGGCCAUUAUGAAUUCGAUCCUGUCAGCUGUACACCGACGCCGACCUCUGCGUCGACACCCACUCGUGAGGAGAGGCCGCCUGUUCAUCAGAUUCACACGAUUCAUCUGCCCCACAUGCAUCAGGUGCACACCACCAAUACUGUUCAGAGUUCGAGAUACUCGAGGGACAAUAUCGAGGCUAGGGUGCAGGCUAUGAAGGCGGAGUUCCAUCAGUUCAGACAGAGACAGGCACGUCGACGACAGAGUGCACACCUGGAGAGCGCUUGCUGACGGUAGGUGAAGUUGGGUGGGCGGUCCGGUAGGUGGAGGGAGAGGAGAGGAAGGGUACUGGAAUUGUUGGAGGAGUGCGAUGACUCGGAGAGUGAUUGCUCACGCGAAAGUUGAGAAUGAUUUUGGCUUUGUACGUCAAUCGAUCGAUUCAUUCUACAGCUGAUCGAUCAGAGAGACUCUUCAAUCUUCACCACUUGGUUUACGCACCUCUCAUUGAACUAUUGAAGGAACUAAAUUAUGGUUAAUAGGUACUGGGCAUCGAGAGCUACAUCACUUGUAGUUGAAUUGGAAGAGAGAAUGGGCAUGUUUGACAGUGGGUGAUGUGAAUUGUGGAGUCAUCUAGCCUCACCACUUUGUCUGUGUGAUUGAACUACUGAAUAAAUACCCAACCACUAAUUGACACGUAUUGACAACUCAAGAUAUAAGGUGAAAAUUAAUAUCAUGAAUAUGAUACAUCAGUAUGAUCUACGCAGAUACAUUACACGAGUCAUCUGUGAAGCAAUGAUUAGACAGAGUUAAUUCGGAUUUAAUGAUCAUGAGAAUAAAUGUUCCGUCUAGACCGGGACAGCAGUUAUUUCAGUAGUUUUAAAUAAUAAAGUUAAACAGAACAUUAAUUAACAGUGAAUAAUGGAUACGUCGAGUACUCGGGUGUUCACAUUGGCUCUAUAAUAACCAAAUGAGACUUUUUUAAUGGUGGCAUCAACAACUCAUAUCGAAUUUGGUAAUUAAUCUCGGCUAUCACAUGAUUAUACAAUUGGCUCAAAGAAACUCUUGAAGUGAAAGGAGUUGUGGAUACAUAUGACAGACGACAAAGCUACUCUCAAUUAAUGAAAUUAUUAAUGUUACUUCAUAAUUAUUGCGUGUGAAGUGUUUCCGGUGGCUCAACGUUAACACUUCAGCGGCAAUAAAGAAUUAUGCAAUAACACAACGUGAAGGCUGAAAAUGCCCCCAAAGAAUAAGCGCAAAGAUUAAUGACACAAUGAUGUACAACAACAUUUAAUCGAGAUGCAAUGUUAAAUUUAAUCAUUUAAUCAAUCAUCGAUCAACGGAGGAACAUACGAUUACAUUACUCACAAGUUGAGGAAAACAAUUAAAGGUAAUUAAUUAAUCGAUGAGCAAUGGACUCGAAACGUGAUAUUAGGCCGAAGCUUGCCUCGAGAUUGCUUAAGGACUCACUCGUACUGCACUGCCUAUUUAGGGUUUCGCUAGUAACCCAACAUAUUAUCGGCACAAUAAUUUUUCUUAAGCAACGUAAAUUAAUAUUAUAAUUAAUAAAUUAUGACAUAAUGUGUUUUAAUGGAGACAGGAAAAGAUGAUUGAGAAAAUUAAUAAAAACUUGGGUCAUUGCAUGGUCGGUCUCGGUUAUUUUUUAUUUUUUAUUUUGCGAUUUUAAAACCACCCUUGAGGUUUUAUUUCGCAGGAUCUGCCAAUUUUAAAUGCGGCUGUCACAAUCAGCACUUGUUCCCGCUCAUCGUUUUUCGAUUGUGUUAAUGGGAAAAUUUGAGGUACUUACCACUUAUUUAUAACUUCCAUGGCCGAUAAUCAGUAUUUGACAAUGACAUUCGUCCAGGUGUACUUGAUGUUUCGGGUGAAUUGUGACGAAAGAUAAGAAAUCAUUGUUUUUUUAUUUAUUUAUUUUUUUUUAAGUUGUGAAUAUUCUAAUUACGCACUCCCAGUGAUCGAGAGAUGAAGAGCACUUGAUAUUCAUUCAGAGCUGAUGGGGGGAAUUCAAAUUUUAGUCCACUGGUGCAUCGAUUAUCUUGUUUGGAAUGCUCUCAUCACAAUUCACACGAUUUUGUUUUAAACGUUGAGAGGCUGACCUGCGAAAUGAAUGCUGUGUAUUAAAUGAAGAUAACUAUGCGCACUUCGACACGCAUAAAUAAAUGAAACUUAAUUAUUCUUCAAAUAUCCCACCUAAACUCUCACCAAACGCAUUGUAAUUACAAUCAUAACGUCGAGUCGAUGGAGAGAAUGGCUAUUUGAAAAUAAAUGCUGUUACUAUGAUUUAAAAAAGGGCGGAAUUAAAUUAUCACAAGUUAUUUAAUUAAUCACUAACCGAAUCUUCAGUUAAUGUUCCCAGUAAAUUGACUCUUCUGUUCACAGAGUAAAUGAAUAAUCACAAAUAGCCAUUUCCCCACCGACUCCCAAGCAUUUUAAUUUCUUUUCAUAUAGUACAAACAUUUUAUUUAUAUUAAAUGAAAAAAAAACACUAUACAUAUAUAUAAAUACGUAACAGAAAAAUAAAUAAUUAUAAAGGAAGAUUAGUAAGGGUUCUACACAAUUAAAAACUGUAUGCUGCGAUAAGCACAAUGAUGCAGUCAAUGAAAUACUGUAUUAUUAACUGUAAAACGGCGGAGGAAAUAAAGAAAUAUGAAAAGAAUGUAAGAGCACAGUGAAAAUGGUAAUGCGAGGAUGAAACUACCGAGUGAUGAAUUAAAUAAUGAGAUUAAACAAAAACUGUUAACGAAAUUACGAGGCAAGUGAUGAGAAGACGUGAGAGAGAUCGAGAGAGUGUGUGAGAGAGAGAGAGAGAGAGGGAAAAACACAAGAGUACCAAUAUUCUAAAGUAAUUCUAAUAACUGAAUUAAUAAUUUGAUAAUUAAUUGAUAUUGUAAAUCGUAACGAUAUAGCCUGUAGCGUAUUAAUCAACGAGACGACGGAAGCAGGGAUGAAAAAAUAAUGAUGAUGUGUUUUUAAUAUGAAAAAAAAUGGCAUUAACGACUGUUCAUUGUCGAUUUAUUGCCGAUUGCCGUUGUAUCAUACUUAUUAUUAUUAAAACAUAGUUAACUAUAAUAAUAUAUUUGAUUAUUCGUAUUGAUGGUCCAGCGUGGUCCCGAUACUUUGCGUGCAAUUUUAUUUUUUUAGAUUUUUGAUUUAUUAUUUAAUAUUAUUAUGAAUAGUAUUAUUGGUUGGAAAUUGUCAAUCAUGCCGAUUUGAUAUCGAUUCUGCUCGACUGAUUCAUCCAUCGGUUUACGUUUAUUUGUUAGUUAUUUAAUGUGUUGAGUUGAAAAAGUAUUUAGCUUGACGCAAAAUCUCGGGACGACGAUGAGAAAUAUAAAAUGAGGAGAGCGAAGGAUUACGUCGCACUGUGAAAAGGGCUGUGAGCCUUUUUUGGUUGCGUCGUUGGUCUCCAAUUUGUUUAGACAAGUAGUCUGAUAAGUCAAGUGUAGAUAUAUCAUAUAGUUAGAAGGAACAAAAAGGAUCUCAAGAGGACACACGUGAAUCGCUAAAUCUUCUGGUUACCGUACCAUUAUUUUCAGUUCUUCACGUUCUUUUUUAUUUUGGCUGAUGAUUGGUUUCUUUCUUUAUUGUGAAAUAUAAUUUUCUACUUCUGAUUGAA
Messenger RNA from Fopius arisanus, 7886 nucleotides. It is a transcript of the gene tutl, whose product is annotated as turtle. Lineage: Eukaryota; Metazoa; Arthropoda; Insecta; Hymenoptera; Braconidae. The coding region runs from base 407 to 4546 and encodes 1379 amino acids. The transcript has 11 exons. Gene Ontology annotation, cellular component: plasma membrane; cell-cell junction. Gene Ontology annotation, molecular function: cell adhesion molecule binding. Gene Ontology annotation, biological process: cell-cell adhesion. The record is from RefSeq and is a predicted model, not a curated record.